Molecule: messenger RNA, 3837 nt
Organism: Perkinsus marinus ATCC 50983
Lineage: Eukaryota; Perkinsozoa; Perkinsida; Perkinsidae
Exons: 8
Coding region: 1-3837 (1278 amino acids)
Biological process (GO): calcium ion import across plasma membrane
Cellular component (GO): membrane
Molecular function (GO): monoatomic ion channel activity; protein binding
Source: RefSeq, a predicted model, not a curated record
AUGGGGAGCUUGGCAGUAGCCUCAUCGUCUUGGGAUUGGGUAUAUGUUGGGACCAGUGUGGUACCGGUCUAUGGUUCUGAAGACUUCCCUCCAGCUUCGGGUAUUGUCAUUAAGAAUGACCUGGCCGGGCAGAAAUUUCCAGUGGUAGCGUUCGUCCAGGACCAUACCAUCCGCGUUGCAACAGGCCUCUGUGAUGAAGGAGAGGAAGCCGACAAAUCGUCACUAUUGUUCUUCCCUAAAGCUACUGAAACUGAAGUCCCUGGAGAGCUGUGCUUUCUGCCCCGUACUGGUCUCUAUCCUUGUCUGAGAUUAGCAUCGAGUAAUGCCAACCAGCGGUCCAUAACUAUCCGCAACUUUUCGAUCUGGGACGUAGAAAGGACCAUCACCUUCCCUGAAGCGGUCCUCCCUCGAGGCCUCAGACCCCCGAUUAUCAGCAUGACCGCUACCCAACAUCAGAACGCCUGUGUCAGUACCAAGGAGAUCCGAGAGCGAGACCAUCCCGAAUCUCCCCUGCCCUCGAAGAUGGUCAGAGGGGUAGCUAAUGUCAUGGGGGAAGCGGCGGUCCGGAGCCGUGGUGGAGUGACCAAGCUGAGGGAAAGGGCCAGGAGCAGUGGUUUCGGCUUUAUGCUCAAUUCCCACAACGGCUCCUCAUCCGGACAGUCUCCUCGUCUAUCGAGGUCUGUUGUUGGCAAGUCCAAGGCACGUUCCCAUCCCCCGGGACGGCCAUUGUGCCGCGUCUUCUGUGGCACACUUGGCCUGACGUGUCCUGGUCCAGCGGGGCCACUCACCCUCUGGAGACCUUUCCAUGGCUCUCGUAUCAAUAAGCUAGGCGGUCCCGAGACUAUUGCUGUUGAUAACAAGGAAACCUCAACUGCACAGGCAGUGAUGGUCAUUGGUCGUCUCAAUGGGGACUUUCUAGUUGUUGGCGACGCUCAUACCGUCCAGUGGUACUCAACCGAGGAUCACCUCUCCGGUCUCGUGGAGCUCUACACGUACCAAGAAAGCUACUAUGACACCGUCAUGGACUGCUCAGGGACCAUCAGCUCGGCUGACUACGAGAUCCUGAUAGUUUCCCUGGCCACUGGAAUCAGCAACAGGCCCUUCUGGAUCCUCCAUGUCCACCACAUUAAGAAUGGAAUUGAGGUGUCGGAGCGCACCAAGGACCAUGCGCUUACUUCAACACUUAGCCGAGCUUUCGCCGAAAACUUUGAAGUGCCCGUCACUUGUGUAAAAUACCUACUACAUUACGACACUUGGGCGCUGAUAUUCGGCAGUAGAAUUGGCCUGUUCUCUUCCACGAGGUCUCAGUGGGUGGCCCUCGACUGGCCAUCUGUCGUGGCCCAGAAUGGUAUUCGAGGCAUCGCUGCCAUUCCACACAGUAACGAGCUCCUUGUCAUACCACACCACAGUAACAUCUUCUACGCCGUCAGUGACACGGACAUCCCCCAGGAGGCCAAUGGAGCAUUCAUCAGGCACGACUCAUACGUAUCGAUCCUUGAAGUAUUGAGGGACCCCUCGCGACUAGUCAGUGCUGAUGAAGCAGGAGUUCUCUUGGUGUGGCAUAUACCCAGUAGAGUUUGCCUCUGUUCCCUCGAUGGCCACUACAAUACUAGUAACUAUCGAUUCAAACCACUUGGUCCCUCCGGUGUCAUUCUUAGCUGUCAGCUCACUGACGACCCCAGAGACCUUAUCACCGUUGAUGUCUAUGGAGUAUGUAUCCGUUGGGAUAUGCUUACUUGCCGAGUCAGUCACCUCUGCCUGGUGGGCCGUGGUUCUAGUCUGGCUGGAUUCACCUCGUUUGGGGGUGUAGCGCGCGUGCGCCCUCACCGUACAAUCUCCCUGGCCGCUGAUGUCACUGUGGUCGGCUUUUGUGUCCUCAGACCAGCACGAGUGGCGCUGGUCUUGUCGGACGGUUCCCUGGAGAUCCACCCGAUCGAGCGAGGCGGAGAAGCAAGCCUCGCUGAGAUAUGGGCUGAGCUCACAGCUCUCAGCGACAGUGCGGCUUCCCUUACCAAAGGCGCGUACUCCUUCCAAUGCCGAGAUGCUGGUACACCCGGCUGGGUCCUAGCAACACUACUACGUACGCAGCCACGGCUUCUUCUGGACUGGCUCCCUGAUCACUGUACCACAAUCUUGCACUACUUGGCAGAGACAGAUAAUACGGCAGGAUUGGCUACUGCCUAUGCUGUCGCCGAGGAGUUCGGUAUUGAGCUCUCCUUCCGGCUUGACAGUCGACUCACGAGUACGCUGCUUAUCAGCCUCUCGAAUAAGUCCUUCAAGGCUGUUGAUGUACAGCUCGCGUACGCGACAUCCCUCUCGAGGCAUGGGGCAGGAUAUGUCUCGUCCCUGUUGACGCCAAUUCUGAUGGCCUCCACAUACAGGGCGGCAGAUCUUCCCUCAUUGCGAACCUUCUUAGACUCUCGCCUGAUGCCAACUGAUGGCAACCGCAAGGCCCCUGAGGUGCUUCCAUCGAGUGGAAGGCACGAGAUAACCUCCUGCAUAACUUCCUCCUACUACUCCCUCUCCGCCAAUGCUUAUGGCCUACCCCGCAAGGACUACUACCGAGCUCUCGGGAUACGCAAGCCCGAGUCAGACGAGUACACCACUGAAUCGAACAUUAGAGUGACCACAGGGGAUCAUCACGGUUUGGGUAUGCUAUUCGCUCAGAGCAAUAACCCCAUAUUAGGCUCAGAGGUCCACUUAGUUGGUGCUAUUGCUAUUCGUGAUCAGGUGCUCUGUCUUCCCAACGCGUCGUGGUCCCUCAAGUGGGACCUCUGGUUCUCCCAUCUCCCUGAUGACAUACUCACUUCCCCCACGAUGCGUUUGCUCUUUGCACACCAGUGGCAGGCUUUUGGUUGGGUAGCAUUCAUGACAGCCUUCACCCAGUGGCUUCUGUACGUUGCCAUCGGCACUAAGUACAUCAUCGACUACAACACCGACAGGGAUGGUCGUGAAGUCCUGGCCAUAAUCCUACUCGUCCUCUCAUUCGCCUACUAUGUGAAAGAAUUUCUGCAGCUUCGCAGAAUUUCCUGGCGAAGUUACUUGGAUGAUGCAACGAAUCUAUCACUUUUGUCAGCCGUGACGAUGAUGGUCGCUCUCAUCAUAUUUGACUUUGCGACCGAUUACGACUUCCACGAGCACUGGAGAGAUCACAUAUCGAUCUCGCAGUACGCCUCAAUUACCAUGAUUGUUCUUCUUAUCAACAGUGUCACGAUGUUCCGAGGCUUCGAGAAUUUAGCCUGGAUGUUCCGCCUAGUCGUCGAGGUUACCUACUCGGUGCGCUGGUUUUUCGUCAUGCUCACUGUCUUUGUAUUGUCUUUCAUGCUUGCUGUAUGGGUUGUAGACUAUCCAGUAGACAAUACCCAAUCCACUUUGGGUGGGCCGAUGGUCCAUUCCAAGCCAGGCAGUAUUGGACGAAUAUGGAACUACUUUCUCUCUGUAUACAGGAUAGGUCUUUUGGGUGACACCAUGGAAAGCCAGAUCGAUAACAUGAGGGGUUCUAACUACCUAUGGUUCAUAUUCGUGGUCACGACCUACACUAUCAACAUAACCCUCCUCAAUCUCCUUAUUGCCAUAAUGUCUAGUAGCUAUGAGGAUAUAUCAUCACGCGCAGCGGUCAUGGUCUCUCGGGAGCGUUGGGCUAUGCUGGGCGAGACUGAGUUUUCAUCGGCUGGUGUGUCGAACUGGAUACUCAGUUGGUUUGGUCGUAGUGUUGUUACCGAGAAACGGUAUCCGCGCUAUCUCGUGGCUAAUUUCCCCGCUCAAAGUGAUGAUCCUCCAACGAAAGCUGAUAAUUUAGCCGCCGAUCAUCCCCUAGCAUUAGCACGGCGCAUGUAA